Molecule: messenger RNA, 1602 nt
Organism: Aspergillus nidulans FGSC A4
Lineage: Eukaryota; Fungi; Ascomycota; Eurotiomycetes; Eurotiales; Aspergillaceae
Product: protein ffkD
Exons: 2
Coding region: 1-1602 (533 amino acids)
Molecular function (GO): ATP binding
Source: RefSeq, a predicted model, not a curated record
AUGGACAUGUUUCUAAAUUAUCUUGCACAGGUAGCCUACCUGUGCUUCCACCUCCUCGGCGCAGCUUCCAGGCUGGUCUUCCAGCCGCGUCCUGCUGAUUAUGUGCGACAUCUAGCUGAUCAACCUUCAAAUGACCGCCCUUCUCGUUCUACGCUACAUAACGAGGAAUUGAUCGGAUCCCGUGCGGACGGCGCCCUGCAGAGGCUGCAAGAAGGACUUAAGGCCUACCGCUUGACGGCAUCGAUCGAAGCACCGCAGAAGUUUAUCCCCAGAUCGCACCUCCAACGCCUGGUUAGAGAGAGUGUUCAAGAAAUUCUCCGCGAGCAGUCAAUUGUGGAAGACAAAAAAAUUCCGUUAUUUAGCCAGCUGAUCUCCGAAGAGGCAACCCAGCUCUUUGCCACUCUGGUCGAUGUGAAGAAAGAGCACCAUAUAAUCGACUUUUUGGAGGAGGGUAUAAGAGACAAAAGCCUGCCCUUUGUGCGAACCCGAAAGCUCCGCAGAUUAGGCUCUGGCCUCCUCACUAGGCAGAAAAAGCCGAUUCAAACAAUAAACGACUGGGAUUGGCAGUCUAUCGAGGCCCUGGAGAACAAACAAUACCGCGUCUUGAGCCCCGUCUUCCGAAGUGGAGCACACUACGAGCUAGAUAAUUUGCACAUCCUUCCCUUCAUUGAACAGGAAACAGAGGUCGAGAAUGUACCUAUGGAAGCAGGGGGAUAUGGGGAAGUGUCGAGAGAGUGUAUCCACCCGGACCACCAUGAGUUCCAAACCUCGCCCGCGCGGGAUGGUCUCGUUGUAGCUGUCAAGCGUGUGUUCCGCAAAGCCGAUUUCGGGCUCGAAAGAAAGGUCUACCUAGACCUGGGCCCAAUUCGCCAUCCUCAUCUUAUCGAGCUCUUAUUCACUUUUCGAAAAAAGGAUAAAUACCAACUUGUGUUUCCCUGGGCUGAUGGAAAUUUGAAGGACUACUGGGAAAGAAGCCCAGUCCCUGAGUUUACCAGGGACCUCCUCCUGUGGUCGCUGGAGCAGAUGGCCGGAAUGGCAAGUGGAUUGGCCUGCUUCCACGAAUUCACAAAUCCGGCACACGGACAUACUCGGUUUGGACGUCAUGGAGAUAUCAAAGCACAAAAUAUUUUAUGGUUUCACGCUGAAAAUGUGCUCAAGAUCGCCGACUUAGGGGUAGCCAAUGUGCGUGGCAGGGACUCCCGGUCUAACAUCCCCCCCAGCACUGUGGCUGACUCGCCAACCUACUCGCCGCCAGAUAUCCAACGGCAACAACACAUCUCUCGCAAGUGGGAUAUCUGGAGUCUUGGAUGUUUAUACCUGGAGUACAUCACCUACCUCGUUCUCGGAUGCCCAGCCAUUCUUAGGUUCUCAAGCCUGCGCCGUGAGCCCAGCAGUCAAUAUCCAGAACUGUUCACUGACGAGUUUUAUGCUACCGACUAUGAAUCCGUAAAGCCGUCUGUCAAUGAUUGGGUUGCCCAGCUCCAGCAGAACUCACGCUGCUCAUGUGUACUGCAUGACCUCCUCAACCUCAUCAUGACGGAGAUGAUCGUCAUCGAUUCCCCAACGCUCGAAGUACCUCACUCGGGAUGUACAAGAAAAUAA